AUGCAGACAAUUGUCGCCUUGGUCCUGAUUGGUACGGUGUUCGCCGCCGGGCUUGAGAAGCAAUCGGCCCACUCUCAGCAUUACAACCCGGAAGGGCCUAGGUAUUGCAAGCAUCGCUACAACAUUGAGGACAUGGAGGCUUGCCCCGGAUCCGAUCCAACCUACCCAACGUGCGUGCGUGAGGUGGACAUGUGCAAUGGAUUGGUUGACUGCCCGAAUGGCGCUGAUGAGGAUGCCGACUACUGCUUCCUCCACACACUGAACCGCAUGGCUCUGAAGCCAAUCAAGCUGGCCAUGCAAGACCUGUAUGAAAAGAUGCCGAAAGAGUACAAGGCUCGCCACGGCCAUGCUGAUGACCACCGACCUACUGAUAAAAUCGAAAGCGUCGACGCACAAGGUCUCGUCUGGACCGAUAUCACUGAGGAUGAUGAAAAGUACGAC
Mesorhabditis spiculigera is the source of this 441-nucleotide messenger RNA. NCBI's taxonomy places the organism in Eukaryota, Metazoa, Nematoda, Chromadorea, Rhabditida, Rhabditidae. The record is from the annotation of a GenBank genome assembly.